Molecule: messenger RNA, 606 nt
Organism: Paraglomus occultum
Lineage: Eukaryota; Fungi; Glomeromycota; Glomeromycetes; Paraglomerales; Paraglomeraceae
Source: the annotation of a GenBank genome assembly
AUCUGGAUAGAAAUGAAGAAACGGAGCAUCGUGUCGAGGAAACAUCUAGUACAACUACUGUUUUACCACAAAAGCGUGUUAACAAACCUAAUGCACCAUCUCCGAAAACUCUUGAAAUAGUUUCAGUAGGGUCAUUUGUUGCUUUAAGUGGUUAUUAUUUGGAUAAGACGGCCUUUAUCUCUAAGAUAGAGGAUCUUAAUGCUCCUGCCAUACUCUCCCUACGUCCUCGUCGUUUCGGAAAAACACUAUUCCUCUCUACUUUAUCCUCUUAUUAUGACAUAAAAAACAGAGAACGAUUCGAACGACUUUUCGGGAAUUUAUACAUUGGCAAAAACCCUACAAAAUUAGCAUCCUCAUUCCUCGUUCUGGAACUCAAUUUUGCUGGACUUCGCACUAACGAAACGUAUGAAAAUUUUAAUGCAAACUUUCAUGCGAUUUUGAAUACAGAUAUAUCAAAGUUUAUGUACCGAUAUAAAAAGGAAUUAGGAAAUCAUUUUGAAGUCAUUGAUAUAAAAGAUGAUGCUUUGGUGAAUUUCAAGAAGUUACUGGACAUGGUGGAAUUGAGUGAUAACAAGCUCUAUGUUUGCAUCGAUGAAUACGAUGCUG